Molecule: messenger RNA, 3633 nt
Organism: Amborella trichopoda
Lineage: Eukaryota; Viridiplantae; Streptophyta; Magnoliopsida; Amborellales; Amborellaceae
Source: RefSeq, a predicted model, not a curated record
UGAAGUAUAUCGAUGAGGAAGAUGGAACCCAGAACAGUGGAAGUUACAUCAUGCAUACUUCCUCUUGGAGAUGAUCUUGGAAGAAGGAAUUGUUGCUAGCCUUUUAUAGAUGGUCAUUCCAUUGGUUGAUGCUUGUGCCACAAGCAUAAGAUCCAUUAUCAUCUGAUCAUUGGAACACAUGUUGCAUCAUUGUACGAUGCAAAUCCUUAAAUAAAAUGAUGCAAAUUCUUAAAUAAAUUUUCUCCCUGCUAAAGUCAGCAUUACCCCGCACCUUCACAUGGGCCUGGGUAUCAUGUGUCGACCGGCUAGAGACGCCCUGACAGGUGACCGUACAUUGUCUGGUAAUGUCAUUGAAUGUUACUUAAACGACACUUAAAUGUACACCAACAUGUGCAUAAAAAGAUGGGCACACUUGAUGGUAGAGGUAAUGUUGCAUUAGCGAAAGGUCCUGGGAUCUCUCUAGAGCCUGGUUUUAGUGUUAACAAAAAAAGAAAAAGGUUUUGGUGUUGACUAAAAAAAAUAAAAUUCCUAAAAAUGUGCAUGGCUGGAGCUUUAACCGAUGGCCUGUCAAUCAUGUGCGUCCACUCUACUGCUUAGGCAAUUUGGCUUAAAUGAUAAAAAAUUGGAAGACACUUCUAUAAUAAGUGUCAGUACAAUAUUCAAUGUCAAUGACAUCAUCUGAGACGUACGAUCAAGUGUCAGGGCUGUGUCUAGCCUUACCGAUCGUGUCUAAGUGUCGACAUGUAAUACCAAAGCUGCUGUGAAGGUCGGGGUAACACCGUUUUCUUUUUAUCAACAUCAAAACUAGGUUGGCGAGAGAUUGGAUCCUAGGAACUUUUGAUAAGACAAUGUUUGCUUCUACCAUCAAGUGUGCCUAUCUUUUUAUGCACAUGUUGGUGAAUGUAUUUUAUAUAACCUUUUAUAAAUUGAAAAGUCAAACAUAUAAUAAUGCUCGACUAGGGAAUCGAAUCCUAGAUGUCUCUCCCUUGUGACUUGAAAAGGCGCAGCUACCAUUUUUAUGUUACUUAUGUUGUUGUAAUAUAAAAUACUUAUGGAAUAAUACAUAUUAUGAACGUGACAGGGAAGUACAGGGUUUCUGGUCCUAUGUAUUAGACACCUAGACGCCUACUAAAUACCGAGGCCUGUGUUGGUGUCCUUGUAGCACUGGCUAAAGUUAGCUGUUCCUAGGAAAACCAUCUGACCUCCACUUUUUAGACCCAUGAGCACAUUUAGGUGCUGAUACCUUUUUAUAGCAAUUCAGUUCUAGCUAGUAACUGAGUUUGAAAUAUGAAUUUCUUAUGAUUAACAUUUUCUUGGUUAAAUUUGUUAUGAAUAACAUCAGCUGAAACUUGAAAAAUGAUUGAAAAGAAACAAUGACGGAGUUAAAAAGAAAGGCAGAAAGCUGAGAUAAAUAUUUAUUUCUUAUUGAAGCAUGUGGAAGGAUCUCUAAGGGGAAGCGUCUAAGAAAGGUGCUAGAGGUUCAUGAAUCUAGGCUCCCUGUGGUUCUAGUAUGAGCAAGACCUGCAUGCAGACAUGGUUUUCAAUCACAUAGAGCAGAAUCAUGAUUUUGGAAACACAAAUUACGGAAUCUUGGUGGGAAAGUUAUGGCAUCUAAGCUAUUAAAAAAAGAUAUUCAAAAUGAUUUUAUUCUACGUUCAGCAUUUUCUUCAUAUUUGCCUCAAUAGUUGUGUAGUGCAAUGCACAAAUGGUGUUCAGUGGUGGUCGAAAACUUUAACCAUGAAUACAAGUUGCAAUAUGGAAACCAGAAGAUAAGUGUUAGCAUGUUGUCACAUUCCUCACAAUGUGAUCGGCUCUUCCUCGGUUUGCUGAGCUGCAUCGACUCUUUGAAAUGAGCUGCACUGACUCUUUGAAAUGAGCUGCAAGAGUUCUUUCCCUACCACACAUUUUCAUUUUUGUCUCAAGUUGGUUACGUCGUUCUCUAAACUGAAGUUCUCCACUUGUAGUCUGAUAUUCUCUAGAGCUAUUUUUUGGGGAGUAUUAUCAUUGAAGGUUUUAGCAUAGCCAAAGUUUGUUGGUUUUAUUACUCGUAAUGUAACUGCUUCUUCCUUUUUGUUAUUGGACAGUCUCUACCUCUACCCAAUUUGGCAAACUUCCUGGUUUGAAGGUGUUUUUGGCUCCCAAGUUCACUACCAAGCCUCUUUUUCCUUGUUAAUGUACGGAUGAUUUCUAGUAUGCUUUUCUUUCUACCUGUUCUUUUUCUCUGUCAAUGACCUAAAGACAUUCAAGUCAAUUUUUUGAGGAAAUGGCAUGGAAUCUAGACAUCUUGUCUAAUCCUGUCCUUUUGCUGACAGUUAGAGUGUCUGUAAAGUGCCAACUUCAGUGUGGCAUCAACAUAAGCACAUGUUACUCAGGACCUGUUUGGAUCGCAUACGUGUCCUGCAUAGCAUGUCUUGAACAGGUGAAAAUACUGGCUCUCACAGAUCAUGAUACCAUGGCAGGGAUACCUGAGGCUCUGGAGGCUGCUCGCAAGUUUGGAAUCAGGAUUAUACCUGGUGUCGAAAUCAGUACAAUGUUUUCACCCCGGGGAAAUUCUGGAACCGAGGAACCUGUUCAUAUCCUUGCAUAUUACAGUAGUUGUGGGCCUGCCAAAUUUGAGGAGCUUGAGGAAUGCUUGGUGAAAAUAAGGGAUGGACGUUUCCGUCGUGCAAAAGACAUGCUACUAAAGUUGAACAAGUUGAAAAUUCCAAUUAAAUGGGAGCACGUUGCAAGGAUAGCUGGAAAUGGGGUUGCCCCUGGACGGCUCCAUGUGGCUCGUGCAUUGGUUGAGGCUGGUCAUGUUGAGAACCUUAGACAAGCUUUCAGUAAAUAUCUUUAUGAUGGUGGACCUGCUUAUGCUAAGGGAAAUGAGCUUCUUGUAGAGGAAGCGGUCCAACUAAUAUGUCGAACUGGGGGUGUGGCGGCUUUGGCACAUCCUUGGGCUUUGAAGAAUCCCAUUCCCAUAAUCAGGAGCUUGAAAGCAUCUGGCCUUCAUGCAAUGGAGGUCUACAGGAGCGAUGGUCGAUUAGCUGCAUUCAGUGACUUGGCGGAUGCUUACGAGCUUCUAAAGCUUGGGGGUUCAGAUUUUCAUGGAAGAGGUGGCCAUGAUGAAUCUGAGUUGGGUAGUGUGAACCUUCCAGUUGUAGCGGUGCAUGAGUUUCUUACGCGAGCCCGGCCUAUCUGGUGCGAUGCAAUAAGGAGCAUCCUUCUCAGUUUUGCCGAAGAGGACCCAAAUAAAGUUUCAGAGAUUUCCAAGUUCAAAAGCCUUAAAGGGGACAUGACAUUUGAAAACACCGUCUUGAAUGAAGGUGGAGACAUGUUCACCCUUCAUCUCUCUUCUUGGUUGAGUAAUGAGGAGAGGAAGGCUGUUGAAGUUGAGGCCAUUAGAUUGAAGCUUUCACAUACUGUUAUUAGUGAGAGGGGUUUCCAUAUAACAGCUGUUAGUAAGUAACAUGCCUGGACAUUCUUUCUUCUUUUGAAAGCUGUUCUUCUCAUUAUUAUUAUCUCUCUCUCUCUCUCUGCAUGUCUAUUUGCAUGUGCAUUUUUAGAAGUAGCUAUCUAAAUUUUUGUGAAGUUACUUUUACUUGGGAUGAUGCAAUGGAAAAGGGAGCAUAUAGUAUGUGCUCUAUUGGGAGA